Molecule: messenger RNA, 696 nt
Organism: Rhododendron vialii
Lineage: Eukaryota; Viridiplantae; Streptophyta; Magnoliopsida; Ericales; Ericaceae
Exons: 2
Coding region: 1-696 (231 amino acids)
Source: RefSeq, a predicted model, not a curated record
AUGUCCCUUGUCGUACGAUGUGUGGAUAUUUCAACAAGUCCAAUAGAGGUGAGGGUGAGUGAAUUCUUUUUAGAAUUUUUGAAGGUGGAUGACACGACGGGAUUGGAACUAUUUUGUGCACUUCAAGAAGUAUUAAUUAGCCUUCAACUUAAUAUUGGUGACUUAAGGGGACAAGGUUAUGAUAAUGGCUCUAACAUGAAAGGGAAAAAUAAGGGUGUGCAAACAAUGGUACUUGAAGUAAAUCCAAAAGCAUUCUAUACCUCAUGUGGUUGCCAUAGUCUCAAUCUUGUUCUUUGUGAUAUGGCCAACUCUUGUUCUAAAGCAAAAACAUUUUUCGGAGUGGGUCUCACGCUUAAGACAUUGUCACAAACACGUUGGGAAAGUCGCAUUGAAAGCAUCAAGCCGAUAAGAUACCAUCCCUCAAAACUAAGAGAUGCUUUGGUAGACUUGGCGAAUGACAAGACGACAGAGUCGAUAGCACAAAGUGAAGCUAAAUCCCUUGCAAAGAAUGAACUUGAGAAUUUUGAAUUCUUGUUUGCCAUGGCUAUUUGGUACAAGUUGUUAUUUGCUGUUAACAUUGUGAGCAAGUUUCUUCAAAGUGAAGAUAUGCGCAUAGACCUUGCUAUCAAGAAGUUAAAAGGCCUGAUUGAUUAUUUUGAGAACUACAGAAAAGUUGAUUUUGCGGCAAAUGGUUGA